This is a messenger RNA of Parnassius mnemosyne (clouded apollo), 414 nucleotides long. The record is from the annotation of a GenBank genome assembly. Lineage: Eukaryota; Metazoa; Arthropoda; Insecta; Lepidoptera; Papilionidae.
AUGGACGUCCCCAUCGAAAGCAUAGAGAAGUUGGAUCUUUCUAGAAGAGAAAUACAAUAUGACGCCGGCGAUUACAGGAACCCAUCCAACUUCAUCAAGACGAUGACGCAGCGUGACCUGAAGAACAGGACUUACGAAAUACUUCUUAAAAUAGCGAAGAAAGGGAUCGAUGCGGACAACAUUGUGAAAAACGAAGGGCUGAUCCACACAAUGGAUUUUGUUGAUCUCCUUAACACGAUGUCGCAGUUAACCUACGAAUCCUUCAAGAGACUAUUCGAUGAACUGGUCUUCGGCACCAGCUAUGACCUUGAAACAGCCCGCAACAUUUUUUUGGAGGUUUUGCCGCACGGUCGCAGUGACGCUUGUGCAAGAUUUGUCAAGUAUUUGGUUAUUGAACAGAAGGUAAAGAUUUGA